This is a messenger RNA of Hydractinia symbiolongicarpus, 6301 nucleotides long. Its product is annotated as laminin subunit alpha-1-like. Bases 275 to 5716 code for a protein of 1813 amino acids. Gene Ontology annotation, biological process: axon guidance. The record is from RefSeq and is a predicted model, not a curated record. The transcript is spliced from 16 exons. Lineage: Eukaryota; Metazoa; Cnidaria; Hydrozoa; Anthoathecata; Hydractiniidae. Gene Ontology annotation, cellular component: basement membrane.
UGAGCAGUCCAAUUCAUACAAGCUGUAAGCGUUUAUGAAAAUCCUAGCAAAUCUAAAAACAUUGGAGCUUUGACUGUUUAAACUUAAAAAAGAUUUUUACACUUUGACGAAGUAAUAUAAGAAAUGUAGACUUGGUUGGUGAAAGAAAAUGUAAUUUAUUUUCAAGUGAAUAGCUUAGUGCGAAACGCUUUGUUCGAAUGCUCAGGAAGUAAGAAGAAAAAUAGAAGAAAAACAAGGAAAGCAAGAAAAAGAUCUAAAAGUCGUUGGAGAGACUAUGGCAUUGUUAAAUUUUCUUUUAAAUGUUAAUGCUAGAAUUUUGCAUUCUAUGUUGCCAACACACCAUAUAUUACUUUUUGGUAUACUUGCGUACUUGAUUAGGUACUGCUCUACAGCUUGUUAUGACAAAUCGAACAGACCUAUAACGUGCAUAACCUCACCUGUAAAUAGCGCAUUAAAUCAACAUAUCAACGCAACAAAUACUUGUGGCACUCCCCCGGAGGGGUAUUGUUUUAUAGGUCCUCAGCGUCAGUGCGAAGUAUGUGACAAAAACAAUCCAUUGAAAAGCCAUCCAGCGCAUAACAUGGUGGAUAAAUUUAGCUUGACAAAUGUAUCUUGGUGGCAAUCCCAAACAUGGUGGACUUCUAACCAAUUAGGUUUGUCGAAAAUGUUCGACCCAUUAAAAGUAAACAUAACUCUGACUUUGCGCAAAAAAUAUUUAAUCAGCGGAGGAGUGUACGUCACCUUCAAGACUGAACGUCCCAAACAAAUGAUUAUUGAGCGGUCCAAUGACUUCGGAAAAACAUGGCACGUGUAUCAAUAUUACGCUCAAAAUUGUCGGUCAGCAUAUAACCUUCAGCCCGACCCCCCAAUUAGUACCGUUGACCCAUUUAAACAAAUCUGCUCCGAAUUAUACAGUGGCGAGUUUCCUCGAAGUGGCGGAGUUGUUCAUUUCGAUCCAAGAACUCGCUAUAAGCCAGCAGAUUAUUAUAACACAGAAGUCCAUAAAUACCUUGAAGCAACAAAUAUUCGAUUGCGACUUGAAUAUCCAGGAACAGAUGGUCGAGAAUACAUUAAUGAAGAAUCUACUUUAAAUCAAUACUUCUACGCCAUAAACGACUUGCGCGUCGACGCAAGAUGCGAUUGUAAUGGUCACGCAGAGUUCUGCGAUAUAUUAGACUCGUUUGAAAUGUGUGAUUGCAAGCAUUUCACAACGGGAACAGAUUGUGAAGCUUGUUUACCAAUGUAUAGAAAUCGAAUGUGGAGGCCUGGUAAUGCCACAAACGCUAAUCCUUGCGAAAGGUGCCAAUGUUUUGAUCAUGCGCAGUCCUGCACAUACAGUGCGUUUCUAAAUCAAGGUAUAUGCGACAACUGUGUGCAUAACACGCGUGGCGUGCGGUGUGAUCAAUGUGUGGAAAAGUUUUACAGAGAUAUGAACAAGCCAUUAAAUGACCCCAAUGUUUGCAUACCAUGUGACUGUUAUCAGCCAGGUAUUCUAGACGAUGGCAAAUGUUUGCAAUCUGCCUCAUCUGCUAACGUUCUUGGACAGUGCAAUUGUAAACCUGGUAUCUACGGACGACGUUGCGAUCAGUGUCUCCCUGGAAAAUGGGGAUACAUCGUCCCUCCCGUGGGAACAUGUUUCGAUUGUAACUGCAAUGUGUUCGGUACUUUACACAAUAACCAAACAUGCGACCCAUACAACGGCCAAUGCACAUGCAAAGCGUUCACAUCUGGAAGACAAUGCGAUGUAUGUAAAGAUGGUUACUACAGAUUUCCAACAUCAGCCGGCACCGACUGCAUUCCUUGUCCGUGCAAUCUCGGUGGAGCCAAUCCUUCUUGCAAUAAGAUCACAGGAAUUUGUUCAUGCAAAACUGGAGUGACUGGUCCAACAUGUGACCGAGUUCAAUUGGGAUUUUUCUUUCCCAAUUUUACACACAUCAAAUAUGAACCUGAAUUUUCUUCGGCGAACGGUUCUUUUAGCUGGCAUUUUCUGGUGCGUAAUUAUGCAAGAUUUUUUACAGGUCUUGGUUUUGCACGUUUGAAUGGGGGACAGUCAAUUUCGUUCACUUUUAGCGUUCCUACCACAGCUAGAUAUUUUGUUCUUCUCCGAUACAGUUUAUACAACUAUGAUUGGUACUCCUCUAUCCUACCUCAAGGAAGAGAACGCGUCGACUGGUCUGGUUCCACCAAUAUGCAAACUUACUUGAAGCCAUCAGAUCGGCCAAAUCAAUGGUUAUUUUCACUGAAAAUUAUGACGACCAGUGGCUCCCUUGUGAAGUCGUACUCAUUUUCAUUACAAGAUUUGAAACUAGGUGACGACAAUAGCUGGAUUUCUACGUCAUACGUCGAACUUUCAGCUGGCAUGUUGUAUAAUUUCUCUUUGACGUAUGAAUCGUCGUCUUUAAAUUACGGCAUCCCGUGGCCUCUGUUAUUAGAUUCGUUUAUUCUUAUGUUGGAUUACAACUGGGCUUCUUACUUCACAACCAUGUCCAAUGCUAGAGUCAAGAAUGAGAUCAUCACUUGCUACACAAAUAGCAGAGCUUUAGCUACAACAUACAGCUUACCUUCGCAGUGUGGUCCGCCCACCUUUACUAUUGACUUACAACUUUACAACAAAGCCUUAGCUUGUAACUGUUUCCAACCAGGUUCGUUCUCAUGGACGACAUGCGCAGAGUUCGGCGGCCAAUGCCAUUGUAAGGUUGGAUAUGGCGGACGAAGAUGUGAUCAAUGUAUUCCAGGUUAUUAUGGGAACCCAACAUCUGGAUGCUUACCAUGUCAAUGUUCUCCCGCAGGAAGUCUGUCAAACGCGUGUAAUCACAUUACUGGACAGUGUUUGUGCAAACAAAACGCGCAUGGUUUAAAAUGCCAUGAAUGUUUGCAUGGUUUCUUUCACUUGAGCAUAACUAACCCAAAAGGUUGUCAGGGAUGUUUUGGUUAUGGCCAUCUAUCGUCUUGUACUACGGCAAUUGGUUUCGUGAGAAGCUAUGUUGUAACUAGGUUUACAACUACGUCAUCAUUCGAAGGUUGGAAGUUGAGAGGUGUCUCCGGUCAAGACAACACGAACUUACUUAUCAAAACUUCUCUCGGCAUGGAAUACACGGACGACAGUAACAUGCGACGUUACUUCAGUGCGCCUGCAGCGUAUCUGGGUGACCAACUUUACUCAUUUGGACAAAUGCUCGCAGUCAAUAUGGAGAUAUAUCCCAUCCUAGACAGACUUGCAAACGUAGAUUGGCAUGUACGCUUGAUUGGGAAUCAACAAAUAGCUUUGUUUAAAUUUAGAGAAGAAAUUUCAAGAUCUCGCACCAAGUAUACAAUCCUUUUACAUCAAAAUUUUAUGCUGGGAAACAAAACUCUGUCAGAGUUCGAUUUUAAGGCUAUGUUAGGUCAACUGACAGCCCUGCACAUAGGCGUGGUGUACUUUGAAGCUCCUGUUACUGUCACUGUGAAAGAAGUGAUGUUAUAUUCAGCGAAGUUCAUGCCAUCAAAUACUAACAUCUCUCUCAUGAUGAACUACAUCGAGAACGCGCGCUGUUUACAAGGCUACAAAGGUCUAUCCUGCGAAACAUGCGCACCUGGUUACACAAGAGUCAUCCCAAGUGGUGGACCACUUGUCAAUUGUGUUCCCUGUGCAUGCAACAACAGAUCCACUAUAUGUGAUCCAAGUACAGGAGUUUGUAGCAACUGCAGAGCGGGAACAGAGGGCAGUUACUGUGAGAAGUGUCUACCUAAUGUGAUGGAACCUGGAUGUGACCAAUGCCAAACUGGUUUCUGGGGUUUAUUUACUCAAGUCAAUGGCUGCAAACCUUGCAACUGUUACCUGCCAGGGACAGAUGGAGGAAACAAUAAUAAUUGUGGUGGAUUCCGUGGUCAGUGUGUCUGCAACAAAACUUUAAACGUAGGUGGUAGACAGUGCAAUGUUUGUAAGGAGAACGCCUACAACAUUUCAUUAGGAGAUGAUCUCCGUUGCCAAGAAUGUCCAGUAUGUUAUGGAUUGAUUGAGAAUUCAGUGCUUCUAGUACGAAAAAAUAUUUUUGAGGUUCAAGUGGACAUCUCCAAUGUGAUGACGUCGCUGUCUGCAAGAAAGAUCAUUCCUUUUCUGCAAGGCAUCACCUCUAUGCAGGGAUCGCUUGAUAAUCUAACUCUUACUGCAAACGCAGCCAAGGCCACUUUAACUGGUCUCGAUUUCCUUUGGCAAUCGCUAGAAAACAAAAUCAACGUAUUUUUAACAACUUUGCAAGGUUCCACUGUAACAAAGAUGUAUAUUCUACUAAACGAGUCAAAUGCAAUCUUCGCCAUUCAUAAUACAACUGUGUACCAGUACUCCAAUAUUUACAGCCUUCUUAUCAGAAGUCACAAUCUGGUUAACAUUACGGUUCGCGCGCGCAUGCUCCAACAAAUUGUAGCGCUGAAUCAGCUAAAUAAUCUAGCCAAUGAAAUGACAGGAUAUGUGACAAUGGCAACAACAAACGCAAACUCGGUAUCAACAAAAAAAGAAGACUUGAUCCAAAAAAUUCAACUGUCAAUAAAUGCUGCUUCUCAAGCUGCAAACAUGGCGCUAACCAUACGAUAUCAAGCUUUUAAUCUCACAAGUACUUUAACCCCUGUUCACACAAGAGGAACAGCUGUCCAAGUAUACGCUCAAACCUGCAUUGUUUCCAUACAGAAAUGGAUAACUGAAUCAACCAACGCUUUAGCUUAUGCACAGAAGAUGUUAUCGUCCAUUGCCAUAUCUAUACCAGAUAACUCAGUGAAUAUAACAGCUCUAAAAGCCGUCACAACUUCGCUAUCCAACGAAAACAGAGCAUUUACGACAAAGAUUUUCCGAUUAACAAAUGACGUAAACGCAGUUGCCAUGGAGAUAACAAAGCUGAAAGCAUCACUUUUGUUAACUCGUGUUUCUUCAGCAGAACGCAGAUCGUCAAUAUACAACGCGGAUCUUCGUAUUCUCAAGAAUAAGUCAGAUAGUGCUGUAGCGACCGGACAGGCGGUUCUGAGUGAAGCGACCAGCAUGUUGAAUACAGUGCGAAAUUUUAUGACUGUCGCUGCUCAAGCCCAAAGUGCAGCUAAUCAAGCUUUAACGAAGGUCAAUUCCGUUCGAUCAUCAGUUGAAUUUGCACUUUCAACUGUCCUGUCAAUCAGCAGUCAAAUACAAGCACCAAAACAAACUGCAACUCAAGCUUUAGCCAUCAUGAACGAAGCCUAUCAAAUCAGUGCUGCGGAACACACCAUGGUGAUGUCUGUGUACCAACAAGCCAUUUCUUUACGCACGCAAACAGAAUCAGCUCAGAUGCUGGUGCAAGGUGCAGAAAUACGAAAUUAUAUCGACAGUCAGCUACAACCACUACUUACACAAUGCUCAACGUAUAAGACACAAAGCACUACAGCUCUAACAUCUGCUCAAAAUGCACUGAGCAAAGCUCAACAAGCUCACCAGGCUGCUUUAACAACUGCGCAAAAAAUUUCCGUACUAUCGACCAACAUAAACAAUUUACAAACAAUAACUACAGUUCAAUUAGAUAACUUAUUGUUGGCAAUCAACCGAGUGAGAAUUAGAUAUACCUCAUUAGGUCUGACAACUGGCAUCACAAGACUUCGUGCAGAGUUGGUCAUCCAAACUAAUAAAAUUAGCAGCUACCGAUUAAAUAAUAAUAACUUGCGAGCAAAAAUUCAAUCAUAUAAACUUGUUCAGCAGUCUUUGACAUCGAUGACGUGUUGAUGAUUCAACGAAUGAUUUCUUUCUUUCCGCAAACCCUGCGGUGGAGAGACUGAAUAAAGAUACGGGAAGAAAAAAGAACGCUAAAUCACUUGUUCAAAGUAAUGCAACUCAUUGCCUGAAGUGAUACCUUUGUAUUUGAGGACAAUUAGAGAUUGGGUGAUCAUUAUAGUCGAGAUACGGGUAAUGGUACUUAUGUUUACCACGAAUAUGAAGAACAUGUAUAGAUAAAAAAAUACUUUAAAAAUGAAUAUUCUCCUCGGUCAACCAUUUUGCACAAAAGGCCAGAGAAAUAUAUUUUUCAGUGGAACAGAGAUGCACAAUUUGACUCUUUUUGGGUUUCAUAAAAAUUUUGCACAGAUAUGUAGAUUUAAAAUGUGAAAAGAAGAUAUUUACAACCGAAAGUUAGUUUGUAAAUCAUAAAGUGCCGUAGUUUGCUUCAACAUCGACUCGCACUUUCAACUUAGCUUGCAGAUUGGAUAGCAAAUUUAUGUGAAAUUUCAUAGAAAAAAUUAAUCGAGAAUGUAGCUUGUAUAUAUAUAUACUGUCAGUUUUUGUAAACGAAAAAAAUAUCUAGGUUAUCUAUUA